This is a messenger RNA of Metarhizium brunneum ARSEF 3297, 1149 nucleotides long. Lineage: Eukaryota; Fungi; Ascomycota; Sordariomycetes; Hypocreales; Clavicipitaceae. The record is from RefSeq and is a predicted model, not a curated record.
AUGGCGGGUGUUGCUGAGAAGGCGAGAUUCUAUCUCGAACGCUCCGAGGAAAUCCGCACAAUUGUACAGAAACGCAACGAGCACGAGCACCGAGUGCUCUCGCCAGGAAACGCACCCUCCGAAUGGUCCGCCUAUGUCAAAUGGGAACAAUCCCUCGAAAGCCUGCGCAGCAAGAGAUGCCGCCGGCUCAAAAUCCACCACCUCAACUCAGCACACGCCGGCCAGGGCCGCGUACUAUCGAUCUACGAGCGAGGCGUCAACAGACACCCCGGCAGCAGGAAACUAUGGAAAGGCUAUCUGUCCUACGCGGCCAGCAUCAAGGCCGCAAAGCGAUGGCGCAAGACCAUGGCAAAGGCCCUUCGCAUGAUGCCCACUGACGCUGAAUUCUGGGUCAUUGCGGGCCGACGGUCUGCGAGGAAUGGUGACAUGGCCGCAGCGCGAGGAUUCUUCAUGCGCGGCUGUCGAUUCUGCACCCAGGACUGCAAACUGUGGCUUGAAUACGCAAGGAGUGAGAUGGAGUGGCUAGUCAAGGUGGAUCAGCGCAAGAGUGAGAAGAAGGGUGUCGACGCAUUGCGGCCCGACCGCGUUGAUGAUGACGACGAACUUUGCAUCGCGGACAGCGAGGAUGAGGACGAGGCCGAAGACGGCAACAUGUUGCCCGAGCCAUCGCGAGCCCAGGCCAAAGUCAUUGACAAGCAGGCCUCGGAACAGCUCAAGUCCAACCCGGCCAUGGACGGCGCUAUACCAAUGGCCAUUUACGACAUAUCCCGGAAACAGGCAUUCUUUACUCCUGAGGUUGCGGAGUCCUUCUUCACCAUGUUCGCUUCGUUCAAGGCUCUGUCAGUUGAACCCAAGAUUUCCCAACACGUUUUGGACUCGUUGAGUGAGGCGUACCCGAACCACCCGUCCACAUGCAAUUGCUACAUCAGACAACCCAUCCUUGGCGUGCAGACCAACACUGCGGAAUUCCCGCGAGGAUUGCGAGACGUGUUGGCACGGUUGGGCGAGAAGUUGGAUGUCACCACAGACAAGCUCGAGCUCAGUCGCAAGACGACAGCUUGGAUAGAUGGAUAUCUGGCUCGGGGGGGGCUGGAUGAUGACAUUCGGCAGGUUUUGGAGUACACAAAGGAAAAGUUGGAAUUGUCGUGA